AGUGUCAAUGGCGAAAAUAUAGACAAAAAAUGGCCAAAGGGAACCCAUGUCCUCGAGCAUAUUAUAGAUGCAUUAUGGCAGUUGGUUGCCCAGUUCGCAAACAAGUUCAACGUUGUGCUGAGGAUAAAACAAUUUUGGUUACAACUUACGAAGGUACACAUAACCAUCCACUACCACCUGCCGCUAUGGCCAUGGUGUCAACCACAACAGCUGCUGCUAGCAUGUUACUGUCAAGGUCAAUGUCCAAUGCAGAUGGAAUUAUGAACCCCAAGUUGGUGAAGAAGCGUUGAGGAUGGGUGCCUUGAAGAAGUGCAGAUAAUGGUGGAAGAAAGAGAAAAAUUUGGAGAUAGUUAAUGGUGAGAGAAAUAGGAAGAGAGAGAAAAAAAAAGUGUCAGGAAGUAGUGCAUAAGAGAGAGAAGAAAAGUACAAUCAAGUUAACACCGUUCUAUCUAUUUAACGGAAGGGACCUAUUAAAAGCAAAAUUAAUAACUUGAGGAC
Molecule: messenger RNA, 498 nt
Organism: Vigna radiata var. radiata (mung bean)
Lineage: Eukaryota; Viridiplantae; Streptophyta; Magnoliopsida; Fabales; Fabaceae
Product: WRKY transcription factor 42-like
Exons: 2
Coding region: 30-290 (86 amino acids)
Biological process (GO): regulation of DNA-templated transcription
Molecular function (GO): DNA-binding transcription factor activity; sequence-specific DNA binding
Source: RefSeq, a predicted model, not a curated record